AUGGCCGACCGCAUUCAAGAAAACCAGUUCACCUACGGAGAAGGGCAGACAAUGAACAGCGACGAUGUUGAAAUCGCAAACAGACCCGGCCAACCGGUAAACGGCCGCGACUACGGAACAGCCGGGCAGCAAGAUGAAGAUGCUGACCGGCCUAGUGACAACGCUGAAGAAGCCGUCACGAGGAAGCCGGCCGCCAACACCGAUGCAGUUGCGACAAGAGCCCUCGCGCCCGACCUACUGAGAGGUCUCCUCAUGGUAUUCAUGGCCCUCGAUCACAACGUCCUCGCCCUGAAUGCCUGGGAGCAUGGACAAGGUCGCGUGGGCGAAGGGGACGGCGCCGUCGUGCACGAAUGGAAUCGCCCAAUCGCCUACACAAUACGAACACUCACACACCUCUGCGCUCCGGGAUUCACCUUCCUCCUCGGAAUGGGAGUCGUCUAUUUCGGUCGAUCUCGCGCCAGGCUCGGUUGGACUGGCUUCCAGAUGGUAUGGCAUUUUGUCAUCCGCGCCGUCGUGCUGACCCUCCUCUGUGUGCUCAUGGGCGUCGUCGUGUCCGGAGGCAGCAUAUGGUUCCUGAACGUCGUCUUGUUCUCCUUGGCCAUCGAUUACCUACUGGCAGGAUUGCUGUGGCUUGUUAUCAGCAAAACGGAGCCGGUGCUUGCGCGUGGAUUUGCAGCUUGCCUCCCGGAGGAUACCGAGGACGACGACGCCACGCAGCCAUUGCUAACCAUGAGCAAUGGCGUGAAGAUUAGCGCCAAGGAGAAAUGGGCGGCCGAUCUGUCAUGGCAUCUUCACAACGUCGUCUUGUUGGCGCUGACUGGGGUUACCAUCUGGUGGAAUAUCUGGCUCUCCCCAACUCAUGGUCGAUGCUCAGCAGGAACUAAACCAGUAACCGCGAAGAUCAUUCCCGACAGCCCUAUUCUAAGAAUAUGGUUCUGGGUGGUCCAAGAAAUCGGGGCUAUAUCUGCUUUCCCGCCGCUCGCCUGGAUAUCCUUCUCCAUACUCGGCCUACUGUACGGUCGUCUCAUCCUCGCUCGGCCGUGGUCCGUUAAAACCAUCAGGCUAGCCACGUUACUCUCGGCUCUUGCGUUCGGACUUUUCUUCGUCUUUACACGCGUGUUCGACUUCGGAAACUUAUCAACGGGCUGCUUGCAGACGGCAGAACACACUGCACACCCUGGCACGAACCAAUAUUUGGUGUCCCCCAAGUCGUUUUUCUACAUAACGAAGUAUCCGCCGGACGUCGCAUUCUUCUCGUUCACGAUGGCAGCAAACCUACUUCUACUUACGCUCUUUGAUGUCAUCCCCCCUCGUAUCGCAUCGCGGUUCUCGAUCCUGCUUGCGUACGGCACAUCAGCGCUAUUCUUCUACAUAGUUCACCAGUUCAUGCUAUUCUCGCUGGGUGGUCUCUUGACCCGAUUGUACGGCCACGACAUGGGCUUCGAAGAUCCGGUGAUGCAGAAGCCUGCGAUUGGCAUAGACAACCUCUGGGUGUACUUCGGUCUGUGGGCUAUCACGUUGGCGAUAUUGUCUCCCCUAUGCCACUUGUACAGUCGGUUCAAGAAGACCAAGGGCCCCAACUCAAUUUGGCGAUUCUUCUGA
This is a messenger RNA of Anthostomella pinea, 1602 nucleotides long. The record is from the annotation of a GenBank genome assembly. NCBI's taxonomy places the organism in Eukaryota, Fungi, Ascomycota, Sordariomycetes, Xylariales, Xylariaceae.